This is a messenger RNA of Fukomys damarensis (Damara mole-rat), 2578 nucleotides long. RefSeq names its product SHC binding and spindle associated 1 (gene Shcbp1). Bases 1 to 2022 code for a protein of 673 amino acids. Lineage: Eukaryota; Metazoa; Chordata; Mammalia; Rodentia; Bathyergidae. The record is from RefSeq and is a predicted model, not a curated record. Gene Ontology annotation, biological process: fibroblast growth factor receptor signaling pathway. The transcript is spliced from 13 exons.
AUGGCGGACGGGAUGCGGGUGGGUAGCGGUCUGAUGUCAGAGUCGAUGGCGUCGGGGCACCCUGACGAGGCAGCCGAGAAGGAGCUGGCGCCUCUGGAGAAAGGUUUGUUCCAAGUUGAAGAUUCAUCAAGUGAUUGUGGCUCUCACAAUAAGCCAGGUGAUAGCUUACAGAGUUUUGUGGCAGAAGGAAAGUCUCCUUUCCCAGAAAUUUUCCAAACAAGUCAACUUUUGUUCUAUGAACGGUUCAGAGCCUAUCAAGAUUACAUUUUAGCUGACUGCAAGGCCUCAGAAGUAAGGGAAUUCACAGCUGAGUUCUUAGAGAAGGUCCUUGAACCAUCUGGAUGGCAGGCAAUCUGGCGCACGAAUGUAUUUGAGGUGUUGGUUGAGGUUACAGAUGUGGACUUUUCAGCCUUGAAGGCAGCGGUGAAGCUUGCUGAGCCAUAUGCUUGUGAAUCUGAAGUGAACACUUUCACCUUGGAAUGUAUGAAAGAGCUCCUCGACCUGAAGGAAUACCAGUUGCCCCUGCAGGAGUUGUGGGUUGUGUUUGAUGAUUCUGGAGUGUUUGACCAGACAGCACUUGCAAUUGAGCAUGUCAGGUUUUUCUACCAAUACAUUUGGAGGAGUUGGGAUGAAGAAGAGGAGGAUGAGUACGAUUAUUUUGUCAGAUGUGUUGAACCCCGUAUGAGAUUGCAUUAUGACAUUCUUGAAGACCGAGUUCCUUCAGGACUUAUUGUUGACUAUCACAGUUUGUUGACUCAGUGUGAAGAAAGUUACAGGAAAUUUUUAAAUCUGAGAAGCAGUUUGUCAAAUUGUAAUUCUGAUUCCGAGCAGGAAAAUAUCUCCAUGGUGGAAGGGUUAAAAUUAUAUUCAGAGAUUGAACAGUUGAAACAAAAGCUAAAACUCAUUGAGAACCCUUUAUUGAGAUAUGUUUUUGGUUAUCAGAAGAACUCUAAUAUCCAAGCAAAAGGUGUCCGUCCAAAUGGCCAGAAGGUCACUCAUGUAGUCUCCUCCACCAUGAUGUCUGGUUUACUGCGGUCUCUGCUAAGGGACAGGCUUUGUGAGGAACCUUUCAAAGAAGAUACAGAAAUUCAGUUCCAUAGUGAUCCAUUGUCUGCUGUAAAUGCCUGCUAUGAAGGUGAUACUGUUAUUGUUUGUCCUGGCCAUUAUGUGGUGCAUGGCACAUUCUCCGUUGCUGACUCCAUUGUGUUGGAAGGAUAUGGUCUACCAGAUGAUAUUGUAAUAGAAAAGAGGGGUAAAGGAGACACUUUUGUGGAUUGCACAGGUGUGGAUGUUAAAAUUUCAAGCAUAAAAUUUGUUCAGCGUGAUGCAGUAGAAGGAAUCUUAAUUAUUCAUCGUGGCAAGACUACAGUAGAAAACUGUGUACUACAAUGUGAAACUACAGGAGUCACAGUACGAACAUCAGCAGAAUUUCUAAUGAAGAACUCAGAUUUAUAUGGUGCCAAGGGGGCUGGUUUAGAAAUAUAUCCUGGGAGCAAGUGUGUCCUGAGUGACAAUGGGAUCCACCAUUGCAAGGAGGGGAUCCUCAUUAAGGAUUUCUUAGAUGAGCAUUAUGAUAUUCCCAAAAUAUCCAUGGUAAAUAAUGUCAUACAUAAUAAUGAAGGCUAUGGUAUUGUUUUGGUGAAACCUACAAUUUUCUCUGACCUGAAAGAAAAUGACCAAGAUAAAACUGAAGAAAAUAAAGCAGUUAAGGUUCAAACAAGUGGACAAGGAGAUGCAGCUGGAAGAGUGGAUCUAGAGGAGCUGAUUCACGGUGCAACUGACAAGAUGGAGAUUUAUGAAAGGGCUGCUGACCUUUCUGAGCAAAUUGAGGGAAAUUGUGAAAUUAUAAAUGAACUAGUUGCUGCCUCCACCCAGAAAGGCCAGAUGAGGAAGAAAAGGUUGAGUGAACUGGGGAUCACACAAGCAGAUGACAACUUAAUGUCACAGGAAAUGUUUGUUGUAAUUGUGGGGAACCAGUUUAAGUGGAAUGGGAAAGGGAGUUUUGGCACAUUUCUUUUCUGACACGGUGAUAUAAAUAGCUAACAAGAUGUUGGGUUUUGCUCAUGCUGCCCUAAGAAUCACUGCUGCUCGUGUAGUUUGCUUCAUGUUUGUAUUUGAUAUAUUUGGUUGGGCUUGAGUGAAAUGUAAAUUUAUUUCUACCUGCAAGUAUUGCACAUAAAGCAGUCCUUUAUAGAAAAGGUCAUAAAAAUAUGUAAAAUAGAAAAUAAUUGGAGAUUUCACAUCUAGACUAUCUUGCUUUCUUGAAUAUAUACUUCUCUCAUAUUAAGCUUGUUAGUAACUUUUAGUGUAAAUACACUUUAGUCUUGCACUUCAAAGAGAAAGAAGGAAAGCAGCAAAUGUAAGAGAAGUGGAUAACAUUGCAGUAGGUGCCUCACGAGCAGUGUUCUUCUGGAAUUGGUCUUUUUAGCCCAAUUAUGUCAGUCUGAUUUUCAUACUAUAUUUGCAUAAUUGUCUUAAAGAAAAGUUUUAUGAUUAGGAAGUUAUCCACCUAAUCAGACUCAUCAUUGAGAAUCUAAGUGGGAUACAUUUUUAUGUCAUCAAAACAGCAAUAGAUAGC